Molecule: messenger RNA, 1528 nt
Organism: Vitis vinifera (wine grape)
Lineage: Eukaryota; Viridiplantae; Streptophyta; Magnoliopsida; Vitales; Vitaceae
Product: trihelix transcription factor ENAP2
Exons: 2
Coding region: 336-1211 (291 amino acids)
Cellular component (GO): nucleus
Molecular function (GO): transcription cis-regulatory region binding
Source: RefSeq, a predicted model, not a curated record
UGACUCACUGAGGAGGUGAUUCCAAUUUCCACAUAGAUGAGGGAGGGAGGGCAUGAAGCUCCAAUCCCAAAGAGGCACAUGAAAGCUGAGAUGAGAAGUGCGUGCGUAACUCUCCAAAACAAGUCAUUUUCCUAAGAGAGAGAAAGAGAGAUGCACUGCCGACGGCGUCCCUUUGCUGACUCUGCGCCUCACACCAUGAUGGUGGGGACGCUUCCUCAUUCUUAUCCCUUCCUUUUCCCCUCCACGUCCGGCGUUCCUUAACACCCACCCCUAAAACUCUUCCAACUUCCAUAUACCGUCCUCUUCUCCCCUCUCCAAAUCCGCUGCUCUGUCUCAUGGACAACCAGGCCGCUCAUCCAAAUCCUCGGUCCCACCACCACCCCUUCGGCGGCGGCGGAGGAGGAGGAGGAGGAGGAGGGGGCCGUGAGGACUGCUGGAGCGAAGGCGCCACAGAGACUCUAGUGGAGGCGUGGGGAGAUCGUUAUCUGGAGCUCAACCGCGGUAACCUCCGUCAGAAGGACUGGAAGGAAGUUGCUGACGCCGUUAACAGUCGCCAGAACGGAGUAAAGCCCCGGAAGACCUACAUCCAGUGCAAGAACCGGAUCGACACCUUGAAGAAGAAGUACAAGCUCGAGAAAUCGAAGCCGGCGCCGUCUUCCUGGCCAUUCUACUCCCGCCUCGACUACCUGAUCGGCGCCGCGGCGGCGGCAGCUCCGGGAGGGAAGAAAUUCGCGGCGGCAGCGCAGCGGAAGUCCCCCGCCGUGACUUUCACCGUGAAGGCUGGGAAGGACAAGAUCAGCCCUAGCCCCAACCAUAACCCUAAUGCCGUUGUGUAUUCCGGCGGAUCGUCAUCGAAGUCGAGGCUGCAGUCGGCGGGGUCGACGGAGAGCUCUCGCGGCGGAGGCCUUGACGACGGCGAUGACGAAGACGUGGUGUUCGAUGGCCGGGUCAGGAAGCAUCGGAUGGAUUCGAUGGAUUUAUCGGAUGGAGCGGCGUGUAGGGAAUUGGCGAGGGCGAUUUUGAAGUUUGGGGAGAUUUAUGAGAGGAUUGAGUGUGCGAAGCAGCAGCAGAUGAUGGACUUGGAGAAGCAGAAGAUGGAGUUCACUAAGGAUCUGGAAGUUCAGAGGAUGCAUAUGUUCAUGGAUGCUCAGCUCGAGCUUGAGAAGAUGAAGCACCCCAAGUUUGCAUCUGGCUCAGGGAAGAAGUUAUAGCUGGGAAUGGCACGAAGAACCACAUCUCCCUAUCCUGGAAGAGAAGGUGAUUUGAUGAUUUGCUUUGCAGAUUCCCCCUCUUGAAAAUGGGGUACAAACUAAUGACUGGUGGUGCACGGAAUGGAUGAUAAAAUUAUCGAAUGUUCACAAUGUGAAGCACUUACAAUGCCAUGCCUGUGUUUAUAACAUGUAAUUGGUAACUGUGCAUAUACCCAAAUGUGUUGCCCAGGCCUAUAUUGGCCUCAUUGUAGCUGUUGGGUUUGAAUUAUGGGUGCACCAAAUAUUUCAUAUUUGCCAGUAUAUUUGCCUUGUGUCUU